Molecule: messenger RNA, 4858 nt
Organism: Coregonus sp. 'balchen'
Lineage: Eukaryota; Metazoa; Chordata; Actinopteri; Salmoniformes; Salmonidae
Source: the annotation of a GenBank genome assembly
AUGGAUGUUGUUUAACCAUUGAGAAUUGCACUCAUUUUGCGUAUAGGACACCAGGGUAAAUAUAUUAUUUGAAUAGAACAUUACAAGUGCUGAAAUGAUAUGGCUUCCUGCAGGGUUUUACAUGGCAGAGAGACAUGCAUUUCCUUCCCACUGUAGACCUGUCUAUCGGGGACCUACGCAUGCCCUUCAAUGAAGAGGUUAAGUACUGUCUCCUGAGCAUCUCUGUAACCCUCUUCCUGAUUGCUAUGGGCAUUCUGGUGUGGCAAUUAUACCGUUACUGCUCACAGGCUCCAAAGGGACCUGGUAAGUUAACAAAAAUUAAUCUAAGUUAUCAGUUGGUUGUUGGUCAAACCAUAUAUGGGUCAAGCACCAAUAUACAGUAGAAUUGGAUGGAAUAAUAAUUCAAGUACUGAACAUUCUUUAUCGUAAACUCCUACAUUGUUUGGAUAAGACUUUGGCUCAUGAGCAGGAGACAAGUUGUUAUGCUGCUUUAACUCUCUAUUCAAUGCAGUGGAUGACUUACUUUCAUCUGAUGGCAAGCCAGCAAAGACAGGAGACUUCCACACAGAAACCCAGAGGCCUAAUUUUAAGGUAAGAGCUCUCUAUUACUUGUAACCAUUAAUUCCUUUGGUUACUCACAAGGAACGCUCUCCCAUUUUGUCUUAUGUCUACACUGAAAUAUGGAGCAACAAGCUUCUACUACGAUGAAUAGCUAACAUUCUGUGUGUAUCUUUGCAGUCAUGCUGUUCUUGGAUGCACGUAAAUCAAACAGAGGGCUUAUCUCAGUGAGCUGUGGUUUAGAGAGUUUUUCUCUUGGUGUUUGCCUACCAUAGUCAGUUUUCACACAUUUUAAUAUACAGUGAGAGAUAUCAGAGUUGACAAAAGUUACUAGGGUUAGUCAUAUGAAUUAGCUUGGGGCUGUAGUAUUUUUGUCAAAUAACCCAACAGCCUACAACAACAAAUGAAUACAGCACAUCUCAAAAACUCACUCUUAAACACACUGAAAUAGACAGUAUGACCAUAUCUGCUCCCCAGGUGGAGAAGCUCCAUGAAGAGGCGCAGAGGUUGAGCCGUUGCCUGUCCAUGGGCAGCCAUGUGGAGCUGCCCAGCCUGGGGAACCAGCUGGAGGAGGAGGUGAAGGGCUCCCUGCGCUUCUCCCUCUACUAUGACCAGCUGCAGUCCAGACUGGUGAUCACCGUCCUGGAGGCCCUGGUCCUGCCGGUCAGGGACUUCAGCCGCAGUGUGGACCCCUUUGUGAGGGUUCGGCUGCUAUGGGCCAGGCAUGAUGAUGAGGAGGAGGAGAAGGGGGAGCAGUCCUCUCCUUCACUGAAGUGUGUGCUCCAUGAGUGGCAGACCCAUAUGGUGAAGGACAACAGCAGCCCUACGUUUGGGGACCAGUUCUCGUGCUCUCUGGAGGAGGAGGAUGUCCCUCACACCACCGUCAGGUUUGAGGUACAUAACAUGGUGUUAGAUUGACUAGCUAAUUAAAUCAGAUAACCUAAAUAUUUUCCUAUUUUCUGCAGGUCAGAGACUUUGACAAGUUCUCCAGGCAUGGGUUCCUGGGAGAGGUCAGAGUUUCUCUGUGCGAUAUGAACAUCUCAUACCCUCUUGAAGUUCUGGAGGAUUUACAGACACCACAAAAGGUGGAUGAUACACUCUAUCUGGACCUACACUCCCAACAUAUUUAUUUGGACAGUUUAUUUUGGCUCUAUACUCCAGCAUUUUGGAUUUGAGAUCAAAUGUUUUUUAUGAGGCGACAGUUUAGAAUGUCAUCUUCUAUUUGAGGGUAUUUUCAUACAUCACCGUUUAGAAAUGAAAGCACUUCAUGUAUCUAGUCUCCACAUUUUAAGUAUUUGGCAAAUUCACUUAUAGUGUAUUACAUUUAGUCAAAGUUUAGUAUUUGGGCCCAUAUUCCUAGCACACAAUGACUACAUCCCACUUGCGACUCUACAAACUUGUUGGAUGCAUUUUCAGUUUGUUUUGGUUGUGUUUCGGAUUAUGUUGUGCCCAAUAGAAAUGAAUGGUAAAUAAUGUGUUGUGUCAUUUUAUCAUUAGGAGAGGUUAGCUUUUUUAAAGGGAUAUGAUAUUUAUGCCUCUGUAACUUUCUCACUCAUCAUUAUUCACGAUUAAUUCAUGAUUAUCCAUAAUCAUGGUAGCAUCCACAUUAAUGUAGAAGGGUUAAGACAUAUAUUAUAUUCUUAUUUACAAUAAAAGUGACUCCAAAAUGAUGCAAUAAAUUAUUAAGCAUUCAUUUCUAUUGGGCACAACAUAAUCCGAAACACAAACAAACAAAAAACUGCAAAUGCAUCCAACAAGUUUGUAGAGUCACAAGUGUGAUGUAGUCAUUGUGUUCUAGGAAUUUGGGACCAAAUACUGAACUUUGACUAAAUUGAAUACACUAUAAGUGAAUUUGUCCAAAUACAUAUGACAUCUUCAGAUGGGGGGACUAGAUACAUAAUGUGCUUUCAUUUCUAAACGAUAAAACAGAUAUGUAUGCAGAAACCCUCAAAUACAGUGGGGAGAACAAGUAUUUGAUACACUGCUGAUUUUGCAGAUUUUCCUACUUACAAAGCAUGUAGAGGUCUGUAAUUUUUAUCAUAGGUACACUUCAACUGUGAGCGACGGAAUCUAAAACAAAAAUCCAGCAAAUCACAUUGUAUGAUUUUUAAGUAAUUAAUUUGCAUUUUAUUGCAUGACAUAAGUAUUUGAUACAUCAGAAAAGCAGAACUUAAUAUUUGGUACAGAAACCUUUGUUUGCAAUUACAGAGAUCAUACGUUUCCUGUAGGUCUUGACCAGGUUUGCACACACUGCAGCAGGGAUUUUGGCCCACUCCUCCAUACAGACCUUCUCCAGAUCCUUCAGGUUUCGGGGCUGUCGCUGGGCAAUACGGACUUUCAGCUCCCUCCAAAGAUUUUCUAUUGGGUACAGGUCUGGAGACUGGCUAGGCCACUCCAGGACCUUGAGAUGCUUCUUACGGAGCCACUACUUAGUUGCCCUGGCUGUGUGUUUCGGGUCGUUGUCAUGCUGGAAGACCCAGCCACGACCCAUCUUCAAUGCUCUCACUGAGGGAAGGAGGUUGUUGGCCAAGAUCUCGCGAUACAUGGCCCCAUCCAUCCUCCCCUCAAUACGGUGCAGUCGUCCUGUCCCCUUUGCAGAAAAGCAUCCCCAAAUAAUGAUGUUUCCACCUCCAUGCUUCACGGUUGGGAUGGUGUUCUUGGGGUUGUACUCAUCCUUCUUCUUCCUCCAAACACGGCGAGUGGAGUUUAGACCAAAAAGCUCUAUUUUUGUCUCAUCAGACCACAUGACCUUCUCCCAUUCCUCCUCUGAAUCAUCCAGAUGGUCAUUGGCAAACUUCAGACGAGCCUGGACAUGCGCUGGCUUGAACAGGGCGACCUUGCGUGCGCAGCAGGAUUUUAAUCCAUGACGGCGUAGUGUGUUACUAAUGGUUUUCUUUGAGACUGUGGUCCCAGCUCUCUUCAGGUCAUUGACCAGGUCCUGCCGUGUAGUUCUGGGCUGAUCCCUCACCUUCCUCAUGAUCAUUGAUGCCCCAUGAGGUGAGAUCUUGCAUGGAGCCCCAGACCAAGGGUGAUUGACCGUCAUCUUGAACUUCUUCCAUGUUCUAAUAAUUGCGCCAACAGUUGUUGCCUUCUCACCAAGCUGCUUGCCUAUUGUCCUGUAGCCCAUCCCAGCCUUGUGCAGGUCUACAAUUGUAUCCCUGAUGUCCUUACACAGCUCUCUGGUCUUGGCCAUUGUGGAGAGGUUGGAGUCUGUUUGAUUGAGUGUGUGGACAGGUGUCUUUUAUACAGGUAACGAGUUCAAACAGGUGCAGUUAAUACAGGUAAUGAGUGGAGAACAGGAGGGCUUCUGAAAGAAAAACUAACAGGUCUGUGAGAGCCGGAAUUCUUACUGGUUGGUAGGUGAUCAAAUACUUAUGUCAUGCAAUAAAAUGCAAAUGAAUUACUUAAAAAUCAUACAAUGGGAUUUUCUGGAUUUCUGUUUUAGAUUCCGUCUCUCACAGUUGAAGUGUACCUAUGAUAAAAAUUACAGACCUCUAGAUGCUUUGUAAGUAGGAAAACCUGCAAAAUCGGCAGUGUAUCAAAUACUUGUUCUCCCCACUGUAAAAGGUGACAUUCUGUACUGUCGCCUCAUAUAAAACAUUUGAUCUCAAAUACAAAAUGCUGGAGUAUAGAACCAAAUUCUAACUUUUAGCUUCACUGUCCAAAUAAAUACGUAGGGGAGUGUAUGUUCAAAUUAUAUCAAUCCUGUCUGUGUACUGUCAUGACUUUAGUAAUACAGUAUUACCAUUUCCAGGACAUGGUUGGAGAGGUGCUUCUCUCUCUAAAGUACCUCCACACCCUCCAGAGGCUAGAGGUGGGUCUGCUGAAAAUCAGGGCACUGCCUCAGCCAAGUAAAAUAGACAAAGGUAAAUGCCACUUUUCUUGUGGGAUAAACUCAUUGUUGAGCAGAAGUUGCAUACUGUUGCGUUGUAGAUACAGGUAGGAUUGAUUGGUGAUUGUUUAAAAAAGUUACAAUUUCAUUGUUCUAGUUCAGUUGUAUGCCAGGAUCAGUGUCCUCUGUAACCAGUUCAAGCUGCGGCAUCAGAAGUCCACUACUAAGACCCUGUGCGAAGUGACCGUCUUCAACGAAGUCAUGAUGUUCACACUGCCAGACCCACUGAUCAGGGCGUGCUGCAUUGUGGUCUCUGUGUACGAGAUCCAUGCAGCCAGGAAGUCAUCCAAACGCCUGGUUGGCCAGGUCACCUUUGGAAAGGGAAAGAGCUCAGAGGAUGAACACUGGAGUUUGAUGAUGCGAUCAAUUUGUCAGCCAAUAGCCAAGUGGCAUCCGCUGUUGAUCUGA